GCGCUACGUCUUUAUCUUUAAUCGAACGACGGAUUCGUUGAGGCCUGACCAACUCAAGGGGUUUCUUCAGAUAUCAGAGUCGGGCCCAGCUGGCUGAAGAACAAGGACACCUCUCGAAGGCUGGACUACGAGCACGCCAUAUCACGCUGGACGUGGAAGCAGUUGGGCUACACUGGGCAUCGCAGCACGGGACCCAUCGGCAGCUCGCGGUUUACAAGCUCCGUCCACGCAUAAGACAUGCCGGCAGAUCCGGUCUUCUACUCGGCGGAGAACUUCGAGCCCAGGCCUGACCAAGAGCUGGUGUGCACCGUGUCCCGGGGCGUGUUUCGGGACCCAGUCGAAAGGCCCAGCCACCACGUGUUCUAUUCCAUCUGUAUCCCUGGCAGGCUACCAAUGGGCACAUUGUGUCCCCGAGAGAUUUCCGUGUCGCAGCUCGUGCCCGCGGUGCCCCUCGUGGCCAACAUGAUCGCCCGGCUCAAUGUGCGCUGCCCACGUGGAGGUGAAGGCUGCCCCGUAAAGGUGCACAUGGAUUCCCUGAAGCACCACCUGGAUUCUUCCGAGUCCCGCAACGCGCUGUGCCCGGACUACGGAUCCCAGAAGCGCCCCUCGGAGCUGAGCUGGCAGCUGAGCGAGCGCUGGCAGCCGUGCGGACGGUGCGUUGAAGCCGCCACUUCAGCCUGA
Dermacentor silvarum is the source of this 681-nucleotide messenger RNA. RefSeq names its product E3 ubiquitin-protein ligase NRDP1. NCBI's taxonomy places the organism in Eukaryota, Metazoa, Arthropoda, Arachnida, Ixodida, Ixodidae. The record is from RefSeq and is a predicted model, not a curated record. The transcript has 3 exons. The coding region runs from base 238 to 681 and encodes 147 amino acids.